Molecule: messenger RNA, 4123 nt
Organism: Cimex lectularius (bed bug)
Lineage: Eukaryota; Metazoa; Arthropoda; Insecta; Hemiptera; Cimicidae
Product: metabotropic glutamate receptor 2-like
Exons: 16
Coding region: 129-3104 (991 amino acids)
Biological process (GO): G protein-coupled receptor signaling pathway
Cellular component (GO): membrane
Molecular function (GO): adenylate cyclase inhibiting G protein-coupled glutamate receptor activity
Source: RefSeq, a predicted model, not a curated record
AGGGUUGAGAAAGCGUUGGGAACAGUUCAGUGCCGUGCGCCCUUCAAAACAUAUCACGACGUCACCAUGACGCUUAGCUAGUUUGUAUGAGUCAGCGGUAAAAUGAGAGAGGUUGACGGGAUGUGAGGAUGUGUAGGGAGGUGUGGUUGUAUCUAGCGUUCUUCUUCGUCGUGUGCUUCGGAUCGCACAUACGAGGAAAGCACCACAGGGUGACACGGCACCACAGGCACCACCACCACAAGCACAACGAGAACGUGGACGGGCCUGCGCCACGGCUGCAGCUCUGGGAGCCCGGUGGCGACAUGAAAGGCCUUCGGAGGUCCCUCGCCGAAGAACUGCUGACCCCCUGGGCCGCUGAGCCGCCCUGGCCGGUAAAAAGGGAGGCCGUCGUCGAAGGUGAUCUCAUCCUCGGCGGCCUCAUGAUGGUGCACGAACGCGAAGAUACGAUAACUUGCGGACCGGUUAUGCCGCAAGGUGGCAUCCAAGCCGUCGAGACCAUGCUUUACACCCUAGACAUCAUCAACAAAAGGUUGAGAUACUUUUCCCUCGGCGCCCACAUCCUCGACGAUUGUGACAAGGACACCUACGGACUGGAAAUGGCAGUAGAUUUCAUUAAAGGGUCGAUAAGCAACAUAGACGACGGCGAGUACCAUUGCAACAAAACGCAAGUAAGGAAAGUGAUUUCCGGCGUUGUCGGUGCAGCUUCCAGCGUCACAUCCAUCCAAGUCGCCAACCUGCUCAGGCUGUUCAAAAUACCCCAGGUGUCCUUUUUUUCGACGAGUCCUGAGCUUAGCAACAAGCAAAGAUUCGAAUAUUUUACAAGGACGAUCCCUUCGGACCAUCACCAGGUGAAGGCAAUGGUCGAAAUCGUCAGAAGGCUUGGUUGGAGCUACGUUUCAAUCAUCUACGAAGAGUCCAACUACGGCAUCAAGGCUUUCGAGGAGCUGGAGGGGCUUCUGGCCAAGUACGGAAUUUGCAUAGCGAUUAAGGAAAAACUGGUCAAGGAUUCCGGGGUCGCCGAAGAGAUCGCCUACGACAACAUCGUCUCCAAACUCCUAACCAAACCCAGAGCCAGAGGAGCUAUCAUUUUUGGCUCGGACCAAGAAGUUGCCGGCGUGAUGCGGGCUGUGAGACGUUGCAACGCGACGGGCAUCUUUUCAUGGAUCGGUUCUGACGGAUGGAGUGCGAGGGACCUGGUCUCCUCCGGGAACGAGCCUGAGGUCGAGGGCACCCUCUCUGUCCAGCCUCAGGCCAAUCCAGUCUCCGGUUUUGAGGAAUACUUCCUCAACCUCACUGUAGAGAACAACAAGAGGAACCCUUGGUUUGUCGAGUUCUGGGAAGACCACUUCCAGUGCAAGUACCCGAACAGCUCCAGGACUCCAUACAACAAGAAGUACACGCGUCCUUGCACGACAAAGGAAAGGCUGACAAGAGAGAACACCGCCUUCGAGAACCAGCUGCAGUUCGUCUCUGACGCGGUCAUGGCGCUGGCCGUCGCCAUUCAAGACAUGCACAAAGACCUCUGUACCGACUCUCUCAGUCUUUGUGAAGCUAUGAUACCGACAAAAGGAGCCGAGUUGCUCAAAUACCUAAGAUCAGUGAAUUUCCAAGGGCUUUCCGGUGACAAAUUUCGCUUCGACGCUAACGGAGACGGCCCGGCGAGAUACAACAUCAUACACUUCAAGCAGGUGACAAAGAACAACUACCAAUGGGUCAAAGUAGGCGAGUACGAAGAGGGAUCGCUACGGUUGAACAUGUCAGAGAUACAGUUUAAAUUGCUCCACACACGUCCACCUGAGUCCGUCUGUUCUCUCCCCUGCGAAGUGGGCCAAGCUAAAAAAUACGUUGAAGGGGAGAGCUGCUGCUGGCACUGCUUCAACUGCACACAAUACCAGAUUCGCAAUCCGGAGGACGAGACCCAGUGCGUGAUGUGCCCUUUGGGAACCAUCCCCGACAGAGGCAAAAACAUCUGUUUGGACAUCCCCGAAGCCUUUUUGAGGGUGGAAAGUGCGUGGGCGAUAAGCGCCAUGGCAAUUUCUUCACUCGGCAUUCUGGCCACGCUUUUCGUUAUCGGAGUCUUCAUCCGCCAUAACGAAACCCCAGUAGUAAAAGCAGCCGGGAGGGAGCUCAGUUACGUCCUUCUGAUGGGGAUUCUUCUUUGUUACCUCAUAACGUUUGCCCUCGUUAUCAGGCCGACCAACUUCGUCUGCGGCGUUCAAAGGUUUGGUGCUGGGUUCUGCUUCACUGUCGUUUACGCGGCACUUCUCACAAAAACGAACCGUAUCUCGAGGAUCUUCAACGCGGGUAAGAGGACCGCGAAGAGGCCGAGCUUCAUAAACCCAAAAUCACAGAUACUCAUCUGCUUUGGCCUCGUCUUUAUUCAGGUGCUGAUCAACGUCGUCUGGUGGCUCCUUUCGCCCCCGAAGGCCAUCCAUCACUACCCGACAAGGGAGGACAACUUGCUCGUCUGUUCUUCCUACGUCGACGCCUCAUACAUGAUCGCCUUCGGCUACCCGAUCAUACUAAUCAUAAUAUGCACUAUAUACGCCAUCCUGACCAGGAACAUCCCCGAGGCUUUUAACGAGUCGAAACAUAUUGGUUUUACAAUGUACACUACUUGUGUUAUAUGGUUAGCUUUUGUACCGUUGUACUUCGUUACGGGUAACCAUAUGCCGUUGAGAAUCACGAGUAUGUCAGUCGCAAUCAGCUUAUCGGCCAGUGUCACCAUCGGUUGCCUUUUUUCACCAAAACUUUAUAUAAUAAUAAUUCGACCAGAGAGGAACGUGAGACAGAGCAUGAUGCCGACUUCGCGGUACAGCGGUACGGUCAAGUCCGGCACAUCCGCUAGCGUCAUGGCAGCGACAGUCGCUGUGACGGACACGCACAGGUUGUCUCACAAUUACGUCCACAACGGCGAACAUUCGGGUAGAGGAGCCUCAGACAUGGAGUUGAAAGCCGAAGGGAUCUCUUUUCGUCCGAAGCCGAUUUUGGUGAGCAAGUCGACGCAGACUCUUGCAGAGCCGAGCAACAACAACUGCACCGAGGUGAAAAUAAAUUCAUCUUUAGUCGGCAACGGGCCGCUAACAAGUGACGUGCAGUUGUAGCAUUAAUUGCACACCUUGCUGACCGACUGAGACGCUUUCUCUCUCACCCUUGUACAUAACUACACAUUAACGAACCCUCUUAUAUUUUCAAGCGUUUAUACUUAAUCCAAGAUUAGGUUUCUUUCGGGGAGUACAGGUCUAAUGUGAUGUACAUUGUUUGUAAAUACGCGGAUUUCGUUUCUAAAUAUUUUUCUAAUCGUUAGUCGUUAAGAGCAGAGAAAAGUAGUUUGGCCUAUUCAAUGUCCGAAUGCUGUGAUCUUACCAAAGUACACAUCAUUUAUGAGCCCAAUGAUGAUUACUUUGAUGAUUCAGCCACAUUGUAAAUAUUUUGUAAAUAAAUUAAUAUUAAAAUAGGUAAACAAAAAUCUCAGUGAUCGAUUGCAUUAUUUAUUGUCGUUAACUCUUAUUAUAUAAUAUAUAUCAUACAUGUAUAAUAAAAAAUGUACAUUAUAUUGAUACGGAAAAAUUAUAUUUGUAUGUGAAUAUAAGCGUUUCAAUCGGAUUUACUAAAAUAGAAUGAAAUGCGUCACAAUGUAAUAAGCUCAUGGCCUGUGGUAAUUUGUAAAUAGUAAAUGGUUGUAAAAUCUAUCGGUAUACUUAAGAUAAUAUAUAAAUAUAUAUAAAUUUGACUUUUAUUACCUGUCUAUAUAUAUAUAUAUAUAUAUAUAAAGUUAAUAAUAAUUUAACCAGGCAAAUGUUUGCAGAUAUUAUUGAAAAAAAACUAUUGAAAUGAAACUUGAAUCGUUACAAUUACGCUUAGUUAACGUUGUGAUCGGCAGUAUUGUUUUGUAAUUUGUAAAAAACCGAAAUUAAAUAAAUUUAUCUGUGUUAUUCGCUUGGUCAUUUCUAAACCCAGUCUUUGUUAAUUGUCUUUUAAAAACAUUGUAUUUUAUAUCAUUUACAUACAAAAAAGUCUUAAAUAAUUGUCGGGCAAAGGAAUUCUGUGUUUAGAUCUUCGUUGUUUAUAAACUAUAUGUAAAAUUUUGAAAAAUAAAAAAUAAAAAAAGAAACAAUCCUAA